This is a messenger RNA of Rhizoctonia solani, 1764 nucleotides long. RefSeq names its product Retrotransposable element Tf2 protein. The transcript is spliced from 2 exons. The record is from RefSeq and is a predicted model, not a curated record. Bases 1 to 1764 code for a protein of 587 amino acids. Lineage: Eukaryota; Fungi; Basidiomycota; Agaricomycetes; Cantharellales; Ceratobasidiaceae.
AUGUUAGAUGGUACCAUCUCCCAGACUGGUUGCAUUUGGCACCAGGUUCACCUCAUGGUUUUGGCCAAUGGCCACACACACUCCAUACCCUUCCUUGUUUGCCCCAUUGGCAAUACCCUGGCUAUAUUAGGCAUGACUUGGUUAACUGCAGAAGCCCCACUCAUUGACUGGCAACAGGGACUUGUCACCUUCCCUGAACAAGUUCAAAUUGCUUUGGAGGAAGCAGCAGAUCAAAAUCCCUUGGCUGACUUGCCCAAUCAAUACCAUGAGUUUGCUAAAGUCUUUGGGGAGGAAGAAUUCAAAGUCCUUCCUCCCCAUAGGAAAUACAACAUAGCCAUAGACCUCCUCCCAGAUGCCAAGCUCUCCCCUGGCCCCAUUUACGGUAUGACAGAUGCAGAAUCAAAAGCCCUGAAACAACAUAUUGAUGAGGAAUUGGCAACUGGAAAGAUUUGUCCUAGCACCUCAUCAGCAGGAGCUCUGGUCAUGUUUGUCAAAAAGGCUGAUGGAUCACUAAGGCUGGUUGUGGACUACCAGAAACUCAAUGAUGUCAUGCACAAGAAUGUGUACCCAUUACCAAGGCAAGACAACUUGAUGGCUAAACUAAGGCAUGCAAAGAUGUUGUACACCACUAUCUUCACAAAAUUGGACCUCUGGUGGGGAUACAACAAUGUUUGGAUCAAAGAGGGUGACAAAUGGAAGACAGUGUUCUGCACAAAAUACGGCCUGUUUGAGUAUCUGGUUAUGCCUUUUGGUCUUACAAAUGCCCCCGCAGCAUUCCAACAUUUUAUGAACAACCUGUUCAGGGACCUAAUCAAUGUAACAGUGGUAAUAUAUUUGGACAAUCUCUUGAUCUUCUCAGAAAACCCUGAAGACCAUUCAACCCAUGUCAGGGAAGUCCUAUCACAACUGAUGAAGAAUCAACUAUUCUGCAAGCUGUCAAAGUGCCACUUCCACGUAACUACGGUUGCUUACCUUGGUAUUGUCAUCUCCCCUGCUGGUUUCUCCAUGGAUCAGAAGAAGAUUGAAGCAGUGACAACAUGGCCUCAGCCCAAAACAGUUAAACAAGUCCAGGCCUUCUUGGGGUUUGUCAACUACCUCCACCGCUUCAUCCCCAACUUCAGCUUGGUUGCAUGUCCUUUGCACAACCUCACAAAAAAGGAAACUCCCUGGUCAUGGAGUAAACCAGAAGAUAACACAUUCCAGGAGCUAAAAACCCUUGUCACCAGAUCUCUGGUUCUUAUCCAUUCCAAUCCAGAUCUACCCUACUAUCUGGAAACAGACGCAUCAGGAGUAGCUAUUGGAGCAAUCCUAAGUCAACAAGGAAAAGACAACCAAUUACACCCAGUGGCCUACAUGUCAAAAUCCUUUUCCGGUGCCAAAGCCAACUAUGACACGCAUGAUAAGGAGCUACUGGCAAUCAUUAAGGCAUUAGAAGAAUGGUGCAUAUUUUUGGAAGCAACAGACAGGCCUAUUCAGGUGUUCACGGAUCACUGCAACCUGGAAUAUUGGAUGCAGACAAGAACUUUCAAUUGGAAGCAUGCUAGAUGGCAAAUAUUCCUAAGCAAUUUCAACUUCAAAAUUCACUAUCACCUGGGAAAACAAUCAGGAAAACCAGUUGCCCUGUCCAGGCAUUCCAACUAUGUUGACCAGCCCCCAGAACUGGAAAUCAUGCUUCCAGAAGAAGUCUUUGCCAACACGUCUGAGGAAGAACUAGAAAUCAUCAUGGAAAUCCGGGCUAAAUUAAAGGAAGUGUUAUGGAUAUGA